UUUGUUGACUAAGAGUUUUUCAGAAUUUGAACAAUUCUUCAUAAAAAAAAUGCUUUUGCUUAAGUACAUUAUUUUAAAUUUUUACUGUGUCUGGAAAAAAGAUGAUGAUUUCAAGUUUGUAAACUGUUACGGGAACAAGUAGUACACCAAUGAAUGGAAUAACUGAUGAAGCAUUUCCCAUCACUGAAUUUGACUAUGAUGAUGCAGUAACACCAUGUCACUCUGUGGGUUUGCAAACAUUUGUUUCUAAUGUCCUGCCAGCAUUUUAUUCUUUGGUAUUCAUCUUUGGCCUUGUGGGCAAUGUGCUGGUUGUACUCGUCCUCAUCAAAUAUAAGAAGAUUAAGGGCAUGACUGAUAUAUAUCUGUUAAAUUUAGCCAUCUCUGAUCUGUUUUUCAUUUUUUCACUUCCCUUUCGGAUUUAUUAUUCAAUACAUGACUGGAUAUUUGGAGACACAAUGUGCAAAAUUUAUGCUGGGAUCUUUUUUUUAUGCUUCUACAGUGGAAGUUUUUUCAUUGUCCUCUUGACCAUUGAUAGAUAUUUAGAUAUCAUUUAUUCAGCAUCUGCAUUAAAAUCCCGGACCAUACGCUAUGGUAUCAUUACAAGCAUUCACACAUGGGGCCUGGCAAUUUUAGUCUCUUCACCAGGAUUAAUUUUUUUUGGAUUACAGAUGGAAAACUAUAAGAAAUCUUGCACUUAUAAUUUUCCACAUGAAAAUCAUUUUGCAUGGAACAAAUUUUUUAUACUGAAAAUGUUCUUUAUAGGUCUGAUUUUUCCAAUGAUGAUUAUGACUUUCUGCUAUAUACGCAUCUUAAAUGCCCUGUUGAAAUCCAGGAAUGCGAAGAAGAACAAAACAGCCUGGCUUAUUUUUAUCAUCAUGGUUACUUACUUCCUCUUCUGGGCCCCGAACAACAUUUGUUUUUUGCUUCAGUUAUUUCACACUUCAUUUUUUGCUGACAACUGUGACAAUUUAAAGAGAAUGAAUGCAGCAUUGCAACUGACUGAAACAGUUGCAGUAGCUCACUGCUGUAUUAAUCCUUUGAUUUAUGCUUUUGCUAGUGAGAAGUUUAAAAAAUACGUUAUCAGCUUUUUCCAUCCAUGAAAUUCAUAUAUGUGUGAUGAUUCUCUGGACAGAACAGUUUCAUAUACUGACAUUCUAUCAGAAAUGAAGGCGUUUCAGCAAUCUUACAGAGUACAUGUGUGGAGAAAAAUAUGAUUUAGUUUUAUGGAUCAAGUCACUUUUAACAAAGCUACUUUGGUGUUAGAAGACCAGAUUUGAACUGAAUGAAGUGUGUUUUGGUAAUGUUAGUUUACGAAUUACGUAGUACAUGAAUAAGACAUGCAGUUCUAAUUGAAAUAUAGAUUUACUUGAGUACUUUGCAUACAGUGAAAAGAAUCAAGUCUUUGCUUGAGCAAAGCAUAUUAUAUGUACCAUAUCAUAUCUGAGAUACAUUUAAAAUAUCUUUUAUAGCCGAACAUAUUUGAUAAUUUUAACUUCAAAGAGUUUCAAUUCACUUUUUGAAAAAAUAAGUACUUUAUUCUUUCUAAAUAUACUGAGGCUGUAGUUUUAUUAAUAUUUUUGGUAUGUUAGUGUAAGUUCCCCCUGUAUAAGUUACCUCUGUAUAAUCAAGAAAUAGAUUGCAUUAUGAAUGCUGUAUUUGUACACUAUUCUGAUAUUGCAGGUUUCCUGUAUUGCUCUAAAAAGAUGGACACAGUCCAAGAUUAUUUUUCAGAAAAUUACUAAGCUGUGAAUUUGGAUGUCAAGAAAGGUUAUGUAGCAUGAUGAAAAUGUUGGGAAAUCUAAAGUGUUCACUGUAAGGGGAAAGGUCCUUCAAGGUUGUUAUAUUCCAUCAACAUGUGAAAUUCCUCCUGUAACUAAUUUUUUUCUGCACUAGGAAGAAAAGUUUUAAAAAUAUUAUUUUAAUGUAAUUGUCUUAGCAGUAGUUUGAUAUUGGUGCAAAAAUUACAGCAAAUAUUACUUGUG
Messenger RNA from Protobothrops mucrosquamatus (brown spotted pit viper), 1982 nucleotides. RefSeq names its product C-C chemokine receptor type 1. The record is from RefSeq and is a predicted model, not a curated record. The coding region runs from base 150 to 1100 and encodes 316 amino acids. Gene Ontology annotation, cellular component: cytoplasm; membrane. The transcript has 2 exons. Gene Ontology annotation, biological process: immune response; chemotaxis; G protein-coupled receptor signaling pathway. Gene Ontology annotation, molecular function: C-C chemokine receptor activity. NCBI's taxonomy places the organism in Eukaryota, Metazoa, Chordata, Lepidosauria, Squamata, Viperidae.